AUGAGGCUCACCGCGCUCCCUCUCUUGAUACUCUGCGGGUGCGCCCGCGCGCUGCACUCGUACGAGGUCGGCGUCACCGACUGGCACAAGGCCCUCGCUGGCGUCCCACUCACCCAGUCCGCGGCCACCGCGCCGGUCUUCCACCGGCGUACGCUCGCGAACGGCGGUUCAAGCAGUGUGGUGCUCACCGCGACGGAGAGUAACGUUCUCGCGGCGGUGCACUCGGCGAACGGUUCUUUGGCGUGGCGCCAUCUCUUCGAUGAUGAUGAUCAUAUACUGGGAUUCAAAAGACAUGACGAUGUUGUCGCGACACUGUCUGGUCCAGGAGGAGCUCAUCUCCGCACAUUUGAUCCUUCUACCGGCCACUUGCUGUUCGAGAACAAGCUGCAUGCUCCGGACGCUGGUCUCCUUGAACAGCCUGAAGACCUCGGCACGGCGGUCACGUUUGACAGCGAAGGCAAAGACAUUUACGUCCUCUCCAAUGGGCACAUCUUGCGCCGGUUCGACCGCCAUGCCGGGACGCUAACGUGGGGAUGGACUGCUCCUGACCAGACAUCAUCCGUCAUCUAUUCUAAGAUAUUUGUGACGCCCGAAACCGUCUAUCUCCUCGGACUCACUAAGUCCUUCGCGUCGUACCAGCUACACGUUGCUUCACUAUCCACAGAGACGGGCGAGCUCAUCCAAUCUGGCGACUACCCUACCAAUCUACCCACUGGGCUCUCACAGGUCUUCGUGCUGUCCCACCACGCGGUUCCCGACAUCCCUCCCAGAGUUGUCAUGCUCGAAGAUAACACUAUCAAGUCCUUCCCGCUGGUUCCCGAUCUCAAAACGAAGCUUACUCCUGUGAAGGGUUCUUACAAGAGCAUCCAAGAUGUCGGGGUCGCUGGGCACGGGCAAUUUAUUGCAACCGCCGAGGACGGCACUGGGUGUGUUCUCGGUCUCAACAAGUUGAGUUUGAACGUCAUCUGGCAAUUCUCGGACUCUUCGACAUCUCCAACGCGCUCCGGGUCUCUGUAUGCGGGUGGUGUCGACAUCGAUGGAAAUCCGUACAUUGCACGCGUCUUCUGGCUUCACACACUGAAGGCAAGCCGUAUGCUUGCCUCUUCCCAUGUAUUCGCAUCGCACCUUGCGAAUGGCAAGGGUCUCGUCACUGGUUAUACGUUCCCAUUCCAAACGGGCGAUCAUGGCAUAAUCAAACAUAUUGCAGUCGAGACCGCUAAUCCUGAAGAAUUCAAGGUCCUCUCGAGGCUGGUUCUGACCACAACAACCGGGGCGGUCCAGCUAUGGCAGCAAGACCAGAUGCAGUGGUCGCGCGAAGAGGGUCUUUCUGAUAUUCGGAUUGCCGAGCUCGUCGAACUCCCCGAACGCAAGGUCGCGGCCCAAGUCGAUCUGGAGCAAGACAUCUUCAGUACUCGCCUUGCGCGACAACUGCUUGACGCUCAGGACUUCCCGCAAUACGCCGUUAACUUUGUGCGCCGAUUCGUUACGGGCUCGUACGCAUCCGUGAGCGCGCCUGUCGCGGCGCCCGUGAAUGUGUCCGAGCCCCUAUCGCGCGAUACCUUCGGCUUCAGGAAAGUCAUCGUAGCGGCCACUGGGCAUGGGAAGGUGUACGGUCUCGAUUCAGCGAAUGGAGCCAUUAUGUGGAGCCGUGUGUUUGGACUGGGGUGGGCGGCUAAGGUCGGGGGGAAGAUCAUCCCUGCGAAGUCGUUCAUCAUCCGGACGGCGAGCGAUGGAGAAGGAGAGGCUCCCCAGGUCGCAAUCGUUACUCAGCGCAAGGCCAGUAACGGCCUCGUUGAUACCGUGCUUUUCCACAUCGAUGCACUUACGGGCCGCGAUGCAAGAGCCGACGGGACGCACGAGGACCUUCUCAACGGUCAUGAUAUCGUGUCAGGACCGCUCGUCGAGGUCUACUCGCUCAAGACCGAGUCUGCACGGGUUAUCGUGCACCUUGACGAGUUCCUCCAGGUCCACCUGUACCCCAACACAGACGAGGCACGCCUUGCCUUCGAGAACGUCGCCGAGAGCCUUCGCAUUCCCCUCCGAACAGGCCCCCCAGGCCAGCGCCAGCUUACCGGUCAUCAGGUCCCGCCGAAGGACGUGCGCUACCUCUUCUCGCGCCCCACCGACCAGCCCGUCGCCUCGCUGGGCAAGGUGCUCGGUAAUCGCACGACGCUGUACAAGUACCUCAACCCAAACCUCGUGGGUGUCGUCACUGGACCCGCGGCUGGCGCUCCGCGCUCUGACAGGACAGCCUGCGCGCUGUACCUCGUUGACGGUGCCAAGGGCACGGUCAUCUACCACACGGUGCUACCGGCGGCCGAUGGCGAGUGCACAGUUCAAGCGACGCUGGUGGAAAACUGGCUUGUGUAUCACUACUACGAUCCUGAGGUCGGGGUGAAUCAGGCGAAGACCUGGCGCAUGGUGUCGGUCGAGCUGUACGAGGGGAAUGGGCCAGACGACAAGAUAAAGAGCUCGGAUCUAUCUUCGUUCAGCAACGAGACAAUGUCCCGUUCAUCUUUUCCCCGUGGGAUCCGCACCGUUGCGUCCACGUCAACGACCUACGGCAUCACGAUCAAGGAUCUUAUCAUCGCGAACCAGAACAACCAGGUCCAGGUCCUGCAACGGCGCUUCCUCGACCCUCGGAGACCAAAACAAAAGCCGACAGCCCAGGAGAUGGAAGAGUGGCUGAUCCAGUACGACCCAGUCCUCCCCGACGACCCGAAGCGCGUUCUAUCCCACAACUACCAGGUCGCGAAGGUGCGCAAGAUCGUGACGUCACCGGCGCUCCUUGAGUCGACGUCGCUGGUGUUCGCGUACGGGCUCGACCUCUUCUUCUCGCGCGUCGCGCCAUCGAACACGUUCGACGUCCUCAGCGAGAGCUUCAACAAGACCCAGCUGGUCGUGACCAUCGCCGGCCUUGCGCUCGCGAUAGCGAUUGUGAAGCCGAUCGUCACGCGCAAGCGCCUGCGGGAACGGUGGUAUGACUGA
Molecule: messenger RNA, 2988 nt
Organism: Epithele typhae
Lineage: Eukaryota; Fungi; Basidiomycota; Agaricomycetes; Polyporales; Epitheliaceae
Exons: 14
Coding region: 1-2988 (995 amino acids)
Biological process (GO): protein folding in endoplasmic reticulum
Cellular component (GO): EMC complex
Molecular function (GO): protein binding
Source: RefSeq, a predicted model, not a curated record